Messenger RNA from Entrophospora sp. SA101, 888 nucleotides. The record is from the annotation of a GenBank genome assembly. Lineage: Eukaryota; Fungi; Glomeromycota; Glomeromycetes; Entrophosporales; Entrophosporaceae.
AUGGGAAGUGAUACUGUUAGGUAUGAUCAAACACUAACAUUAGUACAUGAAGAAAACUCUGUGUUAUAUUUAAGAGAUGUAAUCAAUACAGAUAAACAGGAUGAUGGUGCAGCAUAUAGAUUUUUCCAUUCAGAUUUUCUAAAACAAUGUCAAAGUGAACUUUUUGAUGGCUAUUUAAAUAGGACAAUAUGUCACAAAACAAGAAUUAUCAUUUGGAAAACAUUUGGCAGUUUAGCAGAAUAUAUGGUUUUGUUGGUGUUAGCACAUCGUAAUUAUUAUUCAAAUUGUCCUUUUUUACCUUGGGAGCAUGAUAUUACAAAAAUUACACACUGUGAUAAAAUUUUACGUCAAGAAAAUUUAACACAAACAAGUGAAAAAUCUUCAGCUGAAGGCUAUAUUUUUGAUAUUGAUGGGUCAACUUUAUCAAAUAAUGAUAUUGAAAUACUAUGCCAGUGGCCAAUGGAUAAUGAAAUAGAUGAUGCUGUUAGGAUAGCUUAUGAAAAUGCUGCUGCUGUGGAAACAAUGAGAUUAUGUAAAUUAAAUGAUUUUUCUGUUGACAAUAACAAUGAUGAAUCUGUAAAUGACUCAAAUAAUUUAGUUCAUUCAAUGGAAAUUCAAUACAUUUUGAACAAUGAACCUUCAACUGAUACAUAUUUUGUACUUGAAAAAGAACCUGAAGAAGAUAGUUUUACUAAUGGCUCUUCAAUUGUAGCCAAAAUUUUGAAUAUAAGAAAAUCUCAUGAGGCCUAUUCACAUUCAAAACAUUUGCACAAAGUUUCAAAUAUAAUGAGAUUAGAUAAUGCACAUGAAAAUAUUAAUACUAAUACUGCAAAUCAAUUAAUCACACAAAUUACAAGUAAUGAUUCUGGACAAACUGUUAGAAGAAGA